GAUGGUUUUGUUUCGAAUUGGUAGCCAAUUACCUGCUUACAGGCAGAUUCUUUGCUUCAUUUUCUCCUUGUUUUGAAGAAAAAAAACCAACCUUGGCUAGUUUUUCUGGGUUUCCAUUGUUUUUGCUAUCUUGAACUUUGAUUAUCGGAAUAAGAUCAGAAAGAUGGAUUUAAGCAAUGGUGAAGGAGUUGGAGCUGUUACGGAAACUGAAAAACCCCUUACUCGUGAAGGGGACACAACUUUAAAAGAGUCUAAUUGCAGAGAGAAGGCCUUGGGCUCGAAGGGGAAUGGUGUGGGAAGAAUUAGCAGCAAGGACAUGUUUUUCAGAGCAGAUAAGAUUGAUUUCAAGAGCUGGGAUAUUCAGCUAGACAGGCACUUGAGCAGGGCAUGGGAGAGCGAAGUGCAGACGCGAAAGGAAGAGUGGGAAAUUGAUUUGUCAAAGCUUAAUCUUAGAUAUGAUGUAGCUCAUGGGACUUAUGGGAUUAUAUACCGUGGCGUUUAUGAUGGACAAGACGUUGCAGUGAAGAUAUUGGAUUGGGGGGAGGACGGUAUUGCCACAGCUGCUGAAACUGCUGCUCUUCGGGCGUCGUUUCAGCAAGAAGUUGCUGUUUGGCAUAAGCUUGACCAUCCAAAUGUUACAAAGUUUAUCGGAGCUUCAAUGGGAACUUCCAAUCUUAAAAUCCCUUCAAAGAGUGCAACAAGUGAAGAUCAUAAUUCUCUUCCAUCCAAGGCUUGUUGUGUCGUUGUUGAGUACCUUACAGGUGGGACUUUAAAGAAAUUUUUAAUCAGGAAUGUGAGAAAGAAACUUGCCCUUAAGGCUGUGAUUCAAAUUGCUUUGGAUCUCUCUAGAGGGUUGAGUUAUCUUCACUCAAAAAAGAUAGUACAUCGUGAUGUUAAAACAGAAAAUAUGCUGCUAGAUGCCCAUAGAACUUUGAAAAUUGCUGAUUUUGGCGUUGCUCGUGUUGAAGCCCAGAACCCAAGGGACAUGACCGGGGAAACUGGUACCCUUGGAUACAUGGCCCCAGAGGUUCUUGAUGGCAAGCCUUACAAUAGGAAAUGUGAUGUCUACAGUUUUGGGAUAUGCUUGUGGGAGAUCUAUUGUUGUGACAUGCCUUACCCUAAUCUUAGUUUUGUUGAAGUUUCAUCAGCAGUUGUGCGACAGAACUUACGACCAGAAAUCCCUAGAUGUUGUCCAAGUUCAUUGGCGAGCAUCAUGCGAAAAUGUUGGGAUGCAAACCCAGAUAAGAGACCGGACAUGGAUGAGGUGGUGACUUUGUUAGAAGCAAUAGACACGAGCAAGGGAGGUGGAAUGAUUCCUGAAGAUCAGGUUCAUGGCUGUUUCUGUUUCACCACAGCUCGUGGCCCAUAGUAGUAGUAUCAUCCUACAAUGUGCAAAUGAAGUUAGUCUUGCAGCAUUUCAUGGCAGGACUUCAGGAUAUAUGGCAUUAGAACAAGCGGUUCGGUUUUCUGUCGUGCAUUGCAUAAUAUUUUUGAGUUUGUUUUCAAUGUGAGAUCUUACUCAUUUGCAAUGUAGGGAGAUUUGAGGGCAAACAAUUCAUAAUUGCAAUUACUUUGUUGCAUAAUAUUCUUGGAUGUGAACUCCAAAGUUGUUAAUCUAUCACCUUUCUUGGGUAUA
Molecule: messenger RNA, 1636 nt
Organism: Juglans microcarpa x Juglans regia
Lineage: Eukaryota; Viridiplantae; Streptophyta; Magnoliopsida; Fagales; Juglandaceae
Product: serine/threonine-protein kinase STY13-like
Exons: 6
Coding region: 164-1369 (401 amino acids)
Biological process (GO): protein phosphorylation
Cellular component (GO): plasma membrane
Molecular function (GO): protein kinase activity; ATP binding
Source: RefSeq, a predicted model, not a curated record